Leptosia nina is the source of this 2844-nucleotide messenger RNA. The record is from the annotation of a GenBank genome assembly. NCBI's taxonomy places the organism in Eukaryota, Metazoa, Arthropoda, Insecta, Lepidoptera, Pieridae.
AUGCCCGACUGGUGGUGGUUGAUCCUAGCAGCACUUUUCGGUGCUGCAUCAGCGCUGGCUGUUCCAAUUGCGUUGUUCCUGUACUUCAUUCGGCCUUUUGAAAAGGCGCCGCCGGCGAAUGAAGACUUUAGCAUACCGAUUACAAUACCUCCAGAAAUCCUAAAUGAACUUACCCGGGGCGCCGGAAGUACAUCGGAAGGAGCGCUAAAUGGAAUGCUUCAGUUCAUAUUUCAGCAGAGCACAGCUGACACAAGAUGGCUCAGGCGACGUAUGGCCACCGAGUUGGCUGAAUUACUCGCUAAGACUUCUUCGGGGAAGAUAUUUGAAUCUCUUACAUUACGUUCGCUAGAAGUAGGAACCGAAUUCCCAAGUAUUACAAAUCUUCGCAUUGUGAGUGGAGAAUUAGAGGAAGACGGGGCGAGACUACGGUCUUUGGACUUAAGACUGGAUUUAGCGUAUGACGGAAACUUUAGGAUUGAAGUUGACGCUGUUAUGCUUCUGGGAAAAAUUGCAAACAUAUCUAUAACUGUUGAAAGUAUCAGCGGCACCGUUCGCGUCAUGUUUCGUCGGACGCCCUACACCCAUUGGGCGCUGGCUUUCGAAUCCCAACCGAAGCUGGAGCUUCGAGUCCGAGGUCGUUUUCAAGGGAGACAGUUGAAGCCUCGCUUGGCAGCCCUGGUGGCAGCCCAUAUACGGAGGGCUGUUGCCCAGAGACAUACACUUCCUAAUUACAAGAUACGGUACAAACCAUUCUUCCCGAAGUCCGAUCCGGGUAGUACAGAAGGCGAGGAUGGGCCAACACCACAUGGACGUCUUACAGUGAGACUGGUGGAAGUCAGUCGUCUUCACUGGACCGGGAACAAUGGUGUUGUACGAGCUGCUCUAGCCGUGGAUUCACAUGCUUGGGUGUCCCUAAGACGUGGAAUACUAGUACUAGAUGUAGUACUGCCAGCUGUCUCUGGGCCUCUGGGACUAGUCUGUUGUCAAGGUGUGGGCGUGGUGCUAGUGGAUACUGUGGUACCGAUGUCACCAGCGUAUCGAGCUGAUCUAAGACGAGACGACGUAGUUCUCGCUAUAGACAACAAACCUGUCACCAAUGUUGCCCAGGUUGGCAAACUCCUAAGAAGUGUAGAACGCAGAGCAGUUACCGUAAGAGUCCGUCGUGGAGGCGCAGGAGGUGCAACUAGAAGAGAUGAUGAGCCCAAACGUCUUCGGACCAACUUCUCCUUCCGUAGGGUCUCUGAAGUCAUGGAAGGAGUAAGACUACAGGGCAUGCGGUCUGCAACGUCUAAGAAUAAUGUUCAAGAAUCAGAAUCACCCGCAAAGCCAGUAGAACCACAAAACGACAUCGAAUCCCAAGGAAAACAGAAAGUAGAGUUAACCCGCCAAUUAACCAAAUCCACAGACUCUAUAGGCCCAGCCAACUUCGGUUUAAGAAAACGUCGAUGUUCCGUAGAAAACAAAUCCUCCGAUAGUUCGGCUGGUAGUACACCACCUGCGUCCGGAGCAAGCACACCGCUGCGACAGAUAACAACAAACAAAACAGUCAAGCACCCAGACAUACCAAUAAUACGAACCGAUUCCUCAGAAUGCAAAAUAACAGAACGAGAAAUCACUACGGAAGAAGAUGAACAGGUAUUCGAAGCCGGUGGGCCAAGACAGAGCGAACACGUGGAAAUAUGCCAAAUGUUUUGGACCAAAAGCGUCCAGCUUAAGCCAAUUAUUCACUUCGAUGAAGAAACUGACUUCAAAUUGAACGAGAAUCACAAAUACUUAAAUAUCAAUGUGUUGGUAACAGUUCCGGGGGAGAAGGAGGAAGUGUUAUUAGGUUAUCUUAAUAUCCCGUUGGCAGCUUUGCUGUCUGAAUGCCAAGAUUCGACAGUUCCUCAUCAUAUGAAACGGUAUCAAUUUCUACCACCGGAUGUUGAUAUUAAGUUUAGCAAGAGCCACAACCUAGCGUCACACGCUGGCUUUGAGCCGUGUCUGUGUUUUGGAGACGCCUUGGUUUGGUGGGAAUGGGAGGGUGUCGGUGGUAGUAGAAGUGCACCACGUCCCGCAUCCAAGGGGACACCACCCCGCACACAAACACCGGCUGUGACGUCACACGACUUUGUACGCACACACUUCCAUAGGUCAACGCAAUGCGACUUCUGCAAUAAAAAAGAUGCAAUGCAAUGUCGGAACUGUGGACUCUGCUGUCACAAGAAAUGCGUAGCGAAGUGUCAAGAAUCAUCUCCGUGCAUACCGAAGCAAAAUCGAGAAUCAUCCACAAGUUCUAGCUGCCAACCCCCCGAGUUAAUUAUGACCGAAGUUGACGUGGACCCAGACUCCGAAGAUGAAGAGAAAGGUGAAAGGAAGGACUCGCUUGACGUGCACGAUGAAGCCGGUGGAGCAAUGAGUGCGCUGGUUGCAGGACUCCGGCGUGCUGGUUCCGCUCACUCCCUCUGCGUUUCCAGAAGCAAUUCCUCAUCUAGGUCAUUACCGCCUUCUCCAAGUCAUACUCCCAGGAAGCAGUCCCUAGAAUCGGCGAACCCGUUCAGCACAUGCGGCUCGACGUGGCUGGAGCAGGGCGGGGUCGGGGCGAUGCUGUACCCGGUACUUCGGAGCGCGCUUCCACCAGACGCACUCCUCGCAGCCGCAAGGGACUCCGCGCCUGAUCUCGCCGCUAAACUAUCUGCUGCACAAAUACAUGACAUGCUGCAAGCGGUUCGUGAAGAAUUAUCAGCGUCGGACGCGAGCGGUGAGGAGGGCGGAGAAGGCCGCGCUUGCGCACUCACCGCCCUAAUGCUGCACUGCUGCGCCGCUGCACAACUUGCACAACAACGUGUUGCCGAGACUUCUUAA